Messenger RNA from Solanum pennellii, 835 nucleotides. RefSeq lists its product as uncharacterized. The record is from RefSeq and is a predicted model, not a curated record. NCBI's taxonomy places the organism in Eukaryota, Viridiplantae, Streptophyta, Magnoliopsida, Solanales, Solanaceae. Bases 76 to 597 code for a protein of 173 amino acids. The transcript has a single exon.
GAGAGAAAAAAUAAAUUUAUUUUUUUCUUCACGCAAUACAUAUGAACUGAAGAAAAAAUAAGAGAAAAAAAAUCAAUGGCGGCAUCGAAGAGCUAUUUCGCUAGAUCGAACUACCGGUUUCUAUCAAGUGACCGGAAUGUUUCAGUAACUCCCGAUACGAUGUUCGAGCUGGAUGAAUCCGAUGUAUGGAACUCACCGGCGACGGCAAGGUCAUCGUCGCCGGAGUUUCGGAAAACGAAUACGAGGAUUUCUAGAAAGCAGUCGAUUGCGAAAAGUGAUCGGAACAGUACUGGAGUAACGGUAAAAACAGCAGCAGCGGUUGCGGCGGCGUCUUCUAUGCCGGUGAACGUGCCGGACUGGUCGAAGAUACUGAAGGAUGAGUAUAGAGAGAAUCGGAGAAGAGAUAGCGAUGAUGACGGAGAAGACGAUGAUGAUGCUGAGAAUCGGAUUCCGCCGCAUGAGUUUUUAGCGAGGCAGUUUGCGAGAACGAGAAUCGCUUCCUUCUCUGUUCAUGAAGGAGUUGGAAGGACUCUCAAAGGUAGAGAUCUGAGUAGAGUCAGAAAUGCAAUUUUCGAGAAAACUGGAUUCGAAGAUUAAAAUUCAAACCAUUCAACCGAUCCAUCGAUCGAUCUAACUGUGAGAAAUUCAAAUUACUACCUACUUUUUGGUUCAACAAUCUCAAAAUUUUCCUUUUUUUUUUUCUACCUAUUUUUGCAAGCGGUUACCGAGUUACAGAUGCAUUGUAAUUCUAACGUUUUUUUUUCGAAAUUUUGUGAGGAAAUCAAUUCGAAAAAAAAAUCAUUAUUAAUAUUAUUAUUAUAAUUAUCAUUUUUAA